Nothoprocta perdicaria is the source of this 2545-nucleotide messenger RNA. RefSeq names its product growth differentiation factor 1 (gene GDF1). Gene Ontology annotation, biological process: SMAD protein signal transduction; BMP signaling pathway. The coding region runs from base 663 to 1745 and encodes 360 amino acids. Gene Ontology annotation, cellular component: extracellular region. Lineage: Eukaryota; Metazoa; Chordata; Aves; Tinamiformes; Tinamidae. Gene Ontology annotation, molecular function: cytokine activity; growth factor activity. The record is from RefSeq and is a predicted model, not a curated record. The transcript is spliced from 2 exons.
UUUCAGCRCAGGGGCAGGAUGGAGCAGAGGCGGGAGCUCCUCGCUUUAUCCAUGGAUAACCUGGCUUUCCUGCUGUCACCUUCUUGCCUGGAGGGGGCCUGGCCGGUCCGCGGUGCAUUCGUGUCAUGGUGUCACCUCCGGCUUUGCUGCCAUGGCCGGGACGGAGUGCCAGGCUGUGAGCUGGAGAGCGGAGCUUGGAGCYGUGAAGAGCUGGAGGGCGGCAGCAUUUAGGGAAUGGUCAAAGACCAGGGCACAAGGAGUAGGUUUGGAAGCGCCCAAGGAGGCAGCGAGGCCUGAGAUGGGGCCACUGGCCACGGCUCUAUCCCGGUGACACAUCCACGACGUCCCCGCCGCUCCCUCGGGCCCAGCUGGGCGAAGGGAAGGACGGAGCCGCCUUCUCCCCGACACUGGACCUCAAUGGAGACGAUGGGAGAGCUCGCCGGGGAGGAGGGGAGCUGCCCUCCUCGGCACCGCGGCCUCAAAGGGUUAACGGGCGCCGGGAAGGGCAGUUCGCACCCCCUGCCCAAUCCUGGGAAUCCCUCUGUGCUAAUUGAGCACUAACCUCAUCAAAGGCUCCAAUCAGGCAAUCAACACCCCCCCGGCCUGUCCUCCAACACGCUGUCCCCAUCCCCUGCUCUUUGUCUGCUGAGGGAAGCGGAGCAAUGCGGCCCCGCUCCGGACGCGCCGCCUUCCGAGCCGCCCUGGCCUGCACCCUCCUUUCCGCCCUCCUGGCCAUGGAGUUAAGUCCGCAGGAAAGUUUGCUGCUGAAAUCGCUGGGGCUGAGCGCCAAGCCCAGCCCCAAGAGCCCCGGGCCGGUGCCGUCCGUGCUCUGGCGGAUCUUCCAGAGGAGAAAGAUGUCCCCGUUGAGCAGCAAAGGCCCCGAGGACGCGUGUAGGGUGGAGGAAUUCAAUGUCCCUGGCAACAUCAUCCGCGUCUUCGCUGACCAAGGCCGCUUCGUUCCCCACGCGCCGCCCCUGUGCCUGCAGAAGCGGCUCUUCUUCAACCUCUCCGCGCUGGAGGCGGGCGAGCGCUUGACGCUGGCGCGCCUGGAGCUCCGCUUCAGCCACAACUCGUACCACGCCGCGGGCCGGGGCGCCGCGUUGCGGCUGCGGCUCCUGCGCGGCGCCGCGCCGGCCUUGCGCGAGGGGCCGGCGCCCGCGCGGGCGCUGCUGCUGCAGCAGUCCCUGGCGCAGCUGCACAAGUCGCUGCUCUUCAACCUCAGCGCGGUGGCCAGGGAGUGGCGGCAGCCCCGCCGGAACCUGGGCUUGACGCUGGAGCUGGCGGCGGGCGAUGGCGGCGCCGGCGGGCGGCCCGGCGCCUGCGACGCCUUCGUGGACGCGUCGCUGCUGGUGGUGAGCCUGGCGCGGCGGGCGUGCGGCGGCGCCGUGAGACGCCGGCGGAGCGCGGCCGCCGCGCCGCUGACGCCCAGCAGCCUGUGCAAGCCGCGGCGCCUCUACGUCAGCUUCAGCGACGUGGGCUGGGAGAACUGGAUCAUCGCCCCGCAGGGCUACCUGGCCAACUACUGCCUGGGCGAGUGCCCCUUCCCGCUCACGGCCGAGCUCAACAGCACCAACCACGCCAUCCUGCAGACCAUGGUGCACUCGCUGGACCCCGCGGGCACGCCGCAGCCCUGCUGCGUCCCCGUCCGCCUCUCGCCCAUCUCCAUCCUCUACUACGACAACCACGACAACGUGGUGCUGCGGCACUACGAGGACAUGGUGGUGGACGAGUGCGGCUGCCGCUAGCGGAGGCCUGGGGCGGGCGGCCGCGCGCGGGUGGCGGGGUCUGCGUGGGGCGCCGUGGAACGAGUGAUGGAAUAAACCCCAAUGUGUUGCGUCCCCUCCGUGCUGCUCCUUAGGGACUGGGCUCCUGGGGUAGAUUCCACCCCUCCAUCUCCAGGCUGCCCGCUGAGGUGUCGCUCCCGGUGUCCCGCGUGUGGUUCCAUCGGAGCUGGAGGCCGUGGACAGSCUGGCUGUGUCGGGGUGGUGACCAAGGCGGCUGCUGCAUGGCACCGGCGGCAGCGCUUCGCGAGCCCCGACGCUGCGGGGAGCAAGUUCCCCAUGGCCGGAGCAAGACCUGGUCUGCGGCCUAGUUUGAGGCCUGGUCUAGGGCCUGAUUUAAGGCUGGUUGCAACCUGUGGCUCAACCUGCAGCCUAGUUUGAGGCCCAGUCCGCAGUCUGGCUUAAGGCCUGGUUGCAGCCUGGUCUGUAGCCUGCUUUAAGACCCGGUCUGUAGUCUUGAGGCCCAGUCUGCAGCUUGGUUUGAGGCCUGGUUUGAGGCCCAGUCCGCAGCCUGGUUUGAGGCCUGGUUUACAGCUCCAUUUUUCGGCUAACCACCAAUGGGGCGGCCUGGCUGCGAGCUGAGGGCCGAUGCUCACAGGGGCCUGUGCACUGAUGGGGGGCACGGCCUAUGCUCAGACCCAUGGGGCAGUGACACCCGCCUCCCUGCUGGGCUGUGGGAGCUGYGUGGGCGUCCCUGUCCCUUGGUGGUGACACCACAAUCCGGGCCCAKGGUCCCCUGCAGCAGCCGCCGCUGUGAACUCAGG